Fusarium tjaetaba is the source of this 345-nucleotide messenger RNA. RefSeq lists its product as uncharacterized. The transcript is spliced from 2 exons. The coding region runs from base 1 to 345 and encodes 114 amino acids. The record is from RefSeq and is a predicted model, not a curated record. Lineage: Eukaryota; Fungi; Ascomycota; Sordariomycetes; Hypocreales; Nectriaceae.
AUGAGCGGUGGAUCUGCCUCAUACCUCAAGCCCGACAUCUCCUCAUCGACACAGAAUAUUCAGUGGCAGGUCAAUGCUCCCCUUGCUGGUUCACAGUAUGCCAUGUCUCUUCGCAGAGAGUGGUCACAGAACCCACAACCUUUUUCGCAACGCUACGCGCCCCAAGACCGUCCUGCCGCGACUGAGGAAGCCCGUACCCUGUCCCUCGCAAGCACUUCGACACUUCACAUCCCCUCACUGUACCGACGCAUUCACUGCCUCCUCGCUGGGCCACGAGCAACAGUUGAGCAGCGAAACGAAAAGCAAAAGCCCCGCACCGAUGCCGACUACGAACAAGACCGCUGA